Molecule: messenger RNA, 1135 nt
Organism: Selaginella moellendorffii
Lineage: Eukaryota; Viridiplantae; Streptophyta; Lycopodiopsida; Selaginellales; Selaginellaceae
Exons: 2
Coding region: 41-649 (202 amino acids)
Biological process (GO): regulation of division septum assembly; cell division; chloroplast fission
Source: RefSeq, a predicted model, not a curated record
CCUAAAAUCUCCUCCUAGGGUUCUUCCAAAUCGCGAGAGAAUGCUGCGAUCAGUUCACUGCACUGGACGGAUUGGAGGCUGCCUGGCGGAAGAUCGAAAUUUCUCUUUUCCGGGCUCGCGCAAGCUGCCACCGCGGAGCGCCCGCCUGUCUUCCAGAUUUCGAUCUUCACCAGCACAGCCGAUUCGAGCCUUAGAACAGGAUUUACAACACCAGCGCCUCGACAUCGAGGAGGAGAAGAGAUCGGGGGGUUUCUUGGAGCGCCUGGCCCGUGCUUGGGAGAUCCUCUUCCCUCCAGAGGAUACAGCCGCCGCCAGGCCCUUCGCGUCCAAUGCCGAGAUCGCCAAGCAGCGGCUGAAAAUGAUCCUCAUCUCGGAUCGCUGCUCCAUCACCGACGACGCCAAGAAGAAGAUCGUGACCAACAUCGUGGGCGCCUUGGCCGACUUUGUGGAGAUCGAGUCGGAGGAGAAGGUCCAGCUCAACGUCCUGGCCGACCCCGAGCUUGGGACGGUCUACUCGGUCACGGUCCCCGUGCGAAGGGUGAAGCCGGAGUACCAGGAGUUUAGCAAAGAGAUCGAACAAGGCCUGGAGUACCAGCCCGUGGGUGAUAGCGGAGCCCGCACAGUGGCGAUCAAGCUCGAGGAAUCGUGACGAGGUACGAUUAAGGUUCUAGACUUUUUCACAUCGUGGCAAGACCAGAGAGGGGUGGUGGUCAUCUUAUUUCUUCCAGGGCAGGCAAGCACUUGAGAGUCUUGAGAGACUGCGCAGAGAUAUUCGUGAGAUCUUUCAUAGGAGCUUGGCCAUUGUUAUAUAGAAACAGGGACAAAAGCGAUGAGAAAUCGGUGAGCUCGUUGUUUGUGAGCAUGAAGCGUCGUUUUUCAUGCCAGGAAGGAGAGGCAUCGGUGAAGCUGAAGUCGAGGUUGUGUUCGUGGCCUUGCUCGCGUCGCAGCUCUAUAUAUCUCGAGCUUUAGUCGGAUCGAUUCUUUUUUAGCUUGAGCGCUCGCGAGCCCAAGUCUCAUGAAAUGUUGUUCCUUGGACAGAAAAGAAAGAGUUUUCUCUUGCUAGCUUAAGCAUCGGCUGCGCUUUUUAUGGAGAAAUCCUAGUACUAUAACAUCCCCCCUAGAGCUUUGCCACCUU